ACGACUGGCAUACACAAUGUUCUGCUGGCGGGCUUCAAUCGUGUCGGCACUGGUUCUGGCGGCUCUCGAGCCCGUGUCGGCAUGGCAAGAGCCUCUGGUCGACAAUGGCGUGUCAAUCACCAAAAGACGGCAAUUGCACGGCCGCUUCCUGCAGNAUUUCCAUCCGGAUCCCUUCUACAAGGUUUAUUCAUCUAUCGACGAGACCGGCGCAUGCCAUAGAGGUCACGGCCCAGCAGGUUACUACGGUGCCGAGACGUCCGACUGCGACUCGCCUAUCUCGCUCAUCAAUGCCACAUUCGACUGGAUCCGCGACGAGCUCAAGGACUCGAUCGACUUUGUCAUCUGGACUGGCGAUUCGGCGCGCCAUGACAACGACGAGAAGAUACCGAGAAACGUACAACAAGUCACUCAGCUGAACCAACUGCUCGUCGAAAAGUUCUACGAGGUCUUUGCAAAGAACCAAGAUGAGCCUGACGACGACCCGACCAACGACCUCGUCGUGCCUGUCAUCCCUACCUUUGGCAACAACGACAUCCUGCCGCACAACAUCUUCGAGAGAGGCCCAAAUAUCUGGACACGCCGUUACCUUGACAUCUGGCGUACCUUCAUUCCCGAAGUGCAGAAACACUCUUUCGACCAGGGCGGUUGGUUUUACGUAGAAGCCAUUCCGAACCACCUCGCCGUCUUACUUUUCAACUCCAACUCAGCCGUCGAUGGAUGCGCCGCCAAAUCAGAGCCUGGAUACCGUCAACUUGACUGGCUCCGUAUUCAGCUACAAUACUUGCGCGAUCGCAACAUGAAGGCCAUCAUUACUGGUCACGUUCCUCCUGCUCGCACAGCCAACAAGAGUAACUGGGAUGAGACUUGCUGGCAGAAAUACACCUUGUGGAUGCACCAGUACAGAGAUGUCAUAGUCGCUACACUCUACGGCCACAUGAAUACCGACCAUUUCAUUGUCCAAGAUUUCGAGGAGGUGGAUGAGAAUGUUGUCGAUGGUUAUGAGAUCAUCAAGAGCAACAACAAGAGAGGCAUGGUUGCAGCUGCUGACCAGCAGUUUGGCAUUCAAUCUGCCACCAGUUACCUUAAGGAUCUGAGAAAGAGCUGGACCAAACUACCCAAGCCUCAAGCAGAUGAGGAUGCAGAAGCCCUCAAGAAGGGCAAGAAACACAAGGGAAAGAAGCCACACAAUCCGGAUGACUAUGAUGCCGAGAUUGGAGGCCGAUUUGCUGAAAGGUUCAGCAUUUCCCAUGUCUCGCCGAGUGUUGUGCCCAACUACUUUCCGACCAUCCGUGUCUACGAGUACAACAUUACUGGACUCGACAGAAAGUUGCCCCGUGCCAAUGAGGAUAUCUUUGACCUAUAUGCGACGGAGACUUCAGAGGACGAACAAGGCCUCGAGGAAUACAUGAAGAAGAAGAAGCCCAAGAAGCACAGGUUCACAGUGCCUAAGCCGCCUUCAAAAUCUGCACCUCCUGGACCUGCAUACUCACCCCAGUCGCUGACUCUUUUGGGAUUCGUUCAGUACUACGCCAACCUGACUCGCAUCAACAACGACUCCUUCGAAGACGAUGCCGAACAACAGAGGUGGAAGGAUGGCAAGCACCAUGGCAAGAAGCCUUUCGACGAUGAUCGUACGCCUCACCCAACAAACUUUACCUAUGAAGUGCUGUACGACACUCGUAGUGACAAGGUCUAUGAGUUGGAAGAUCUUACAACGAGAAGUUACCUCCGCCUAGCACAACGUAUCGCUGGUGUCAGGCCGAGGAAGAGCGAUGUGCAGACGUCAGGUGCGGAUUCUGAAGGGAUCGAAGCAGACGAAGCCUUCGACACUGACGAGGACGAUAACGAUNAUGAAAAUCACCAAGAAGAAACACAAGAAGAAGGGCGA
Molecule: messenger RNA, 1888 nt
Organism: Aureobasidium musti
Lineage: Eukaryota; Fungi; Ascomycota; Dothideomycetes; Dothideales; Saccotheciaceae
Source: the annotation of a GenBank genome assembly